UAUUUUUGUUGUGUGGGUGUGUGUUAGCAUCGUAAAAUUUUGAUCUUUCCGGUCACUCUCAACAAUUACAUGGUACUCUCAUUUACACACUUUCUGUUGCUCUUUUCUUUCCUAACUUCUGUUAUGAAAUCAGAAAUCAGUUAAAAAUUCCAUCCAAUAAAAGACAAUGUCAAGAGCUUUUGCCUCCAACAUUAGUCUUCCCCCAUGGAAUUCCUCUGAGCCUCCACCAAUUCCAUGUCAUCCUCAAUUCCACUUGACACCAACCACUCGCCGUCAUCUUAUCACCUCAAUUUCCAUCAUAAUAUCUCCAUUUCUCGCUUCUCCAAAGCUGAAUGAUCCACUUAACCCCUUUUCCUUACCAGUAUCCAAUGCUCGUGGGCUUUUCCAAAUGCCCCCUUUCCGCCUCACCAACCGGUACUUUCUGGUGAGAGCAGGGGAAUCGGAAUAUGAGAGUUUGGGGUUAAUUAACACUAAUCCAGUAGCCAAAACAUCAGUGGAUAAUGGGCUUUCUGAGAAAGGGAAGAAACAGACAGUUAGGGCAGCGUUCGAUUUGAAAGAAAUGAGGGCUUGUGAAGGGAAUUGUUGGAUUUGGCCUUCUAUUACUCAGAGAGCUUAUCAAGCUGCUGAGAUUAUCGCUGCUGUUAAUAGUGUUAAUCGAAGCCAUAUAGUCCCUGAAUAUAGCUUUCUGGAUGCUCGUGGACUGGGGGCAUAUGAGGGGAAAAGUUUGGAUACAUUAUCUGAAGUGUAUGAAUCAGACAGCCUUUCUCCGAAUAUAAAGCCACCUCCUAUUGAUGACGGCACACCGAAUGAGAGUGUUGCAGAUGUCUUUGUUCGUGUAACGCAACUUAUGUCGAUUCUUGAAACUCAAUACUCUGAGGACACAGUUAUCAUAGUCUCACCAGAUUCAGACAACUUGACAGUUCUGCAAGCUGGUUUAACAGGGCUUGAUCUUCGAAGGCAUAGGGAUCUUUCUUUUGGACCAGGUGAAGUUAGAUUUGUUGAUGCUAGCAGCAUACCUACCUAUAAGCAACCUGCAUCAACAGUCUAUAAAUGCUUAAACCCCCCUAGCUGUACAUGAUCAUUAUACUCCUAAGCUUGAUAUCAUCAACAAGAAUGCAGUUGAAAAGUUCCUUACAGAACUGCUGCUAUAGUAGAAUUUUCCACUGAAACGAUCGAUCAGUGCUUCAUGUAAAUCAGGAUCAUUUCUCAUUAUUGUUGGUGAAGAUGCGCUCAGGUAGCUGGAGCCUGUAUGGCAUUUCUUCUUUCUUAGCUCUUUAUGCAUAAUCAAGAAAAGAAAAAAAUGAGACAGAAUUAUGUACCUUAGUGGAAAUUAACUUAACUCUUCCUUCUAAAGUCACUCACGCUCGUUGUAAACUUCUAUAUUGGGAAAAUGCCACUUACUUUCUGUUUCAAGUUA
Lycium barbarum (goji berry) is the source of this 1417-nucleotide messenger RNA. RefSeq lists its product as uncharacterized. The record is from RefSeq and is a predicted model, not a curated record. NCBI's taxonomy places the organism in Eukaryota, Viridiplantae, Streptophyta, Magnoliopsida, Solanales, Solanaceae. Bases 167 to 1078 code for a protein of 303 amino acids. The transcript is spliced from 7 exons.